AUGGCAGACAAACCAGAUAUCAGUGAGAUCUCUCAGUUUGACAAGACCAAACUGAAGAAAACUGAGACUCAGGAGAAGAAUACUCUUCCAACCAAAGAGACCAUUGAAAAGGAGAAGCAAUGUGAGGCAUAA
This is a messenger RNA of Myxocyprinus asiaticus (Chinese sucker), 132 nucleotides long. RefSeq names its product thymosin beta-b. The transcript has 2 exons. The record is from RefSeq and is a predicted model, not a curated record. Gene Ontology annotation, biological process: regulation of cell migration; actin filament organization. Gene Ontology annotation, molecular function: actin monomer binding. Gene Ontology annotation, cellular component: cytoplasm. NCBI's taxonomy places the organism in Eukaryota, Metazoa, Chordata, Actinopteri, Cypriniformes, Catostomidae. The coding region runs from base 1 to 132 and encodes 43 amino acids.